GUUUCCUUCUCUGUUCUUGGCCUCGUUGACACCCGUUUCGUCGCGAUCAGGCGAGGCGGGAUCUUUUGCUGGGACAGCUCGCACGCUUUUGGAAUCGUCCAUCAAUCCUACCCCGAGUGUCGCCUUGUCCACCACAUCUUCCGAAUUGUGCUUGCUGGGAGACACUUUGGAAAUGUCGAGAGGGACGGACAAGGAGGGUCAUCCGUGUCCUACGAAGCCUGGGGCGAAGUGACUACGAUGCGCGGUGCGCGGGGGGUCGUCGCUUUGUCAGUCGUCGCAGGAUACGUUUCGGAUGGCCUCAAUGGAACAUAUAAGUUUAGAUGCGUGGGAGUGAUGGUGGGCAAUGUUGGUGGUGAGGCUAUCGAGGUCGUUCGUUAGUGGGUUCUUAGGUGGUGUUUGGUGUACGAGGAUGAGUAUGUAGAGGUUGAGCGGGAGCUGGAGGUCUGUGGUGUUCUGACAACAAUUGGGGGCUUGUGUGGGAACUACGGUUCGCCAUAACAACACCUCCACCACUCCACUGCCACCUUCGAAUGAUUUCGACGAGUACGAGCACGAGCACGAGCACGAGCAGCAGCAACUUCACCACCUCGCGAGGUUUGACGGAUGGCCGGGGUCUUUUUGGAGGAGGAAAUCAGUGAAUGAUUUCGACUUGAAUUUUGUGCGCCCUCCCUGUCCUGGGAUUCCAUUUUCCCCACGCAGCUGUUGUGAUCGAGCCAGUGGCGGCAAACCAACCCAACCCACUUCAGUCGGCAGUGGAGGCGAAAUCAUUGUAUUGACCAGUCAUCUGGGAAGAGGUUGCAGUUCCAUCAAUGGGAUAGAGGCCAUCUGAAACCGCCUACUUCAAUCGCCCACGACUUGCCCAAGGCUACCGGGAACUUCCUGAAGAGUGAAUAACUGAGGGGGCAUACCUCAAGAGAGUGGAACAUCUCCAACCAAAGGCUGAUCCAAAAGCUGGACCACAAACUAGACAAAAGACACCUUGACCCUUCCCAAGAACACAACAUAUAACCCCCUUCGUCACGAUCAUCAUGUCGCCUUCAAUUAAUCUACCGGUUUGUCUUGAAGACGCAAGAAUCAAGGUUCUUCCUACAGCCGCCUUUUACAUUUCCGACUUUAUAUCUAAGGAGGAAGAGGAAGUGCUGUUGAGCAAGGUAUUAUCUUGCAAUACUACCCCGUCAGAUCAAUAGAACUAAUGCUCUGAAGAUACAGACUGCCCCGAAGCCAAAAUGGAAAGUCCUCUCACACAGACGCCUGCAAACUUGGCCUUCUGACCUCACGAAAAACAACAGCCUGCUUGAUAGCCCUCUUCCGGGUUGGCUUCGUGAUCCUGUUGCUUCCCGUCUCCUCGAAUGCCCCAUGAAUAUGUCAAAUAUGAAGCAGCACAUAUUUUCUGAUAGCCCCCAUGGUGGACCAAACCAUGUUCUUAUCAACGAAUGUAGGUGCAUUCUGAUUUGAGAAAGUCUAUCAUUUCUCUCCCUUACUCCUUUGAGCAUUUGUUUUUUGUUUAAUUCUUCGCAUUCUUCAUUUUGAGCUUUUCAUGAAUCUGCUACUGAAGAUUGCUAGAUCAACCAGGAGAAGGAAUCAUGCCUCAUAAGGAUGGAGCUGCGUAUCAUCCUGUGGUCUGUACCGUCAGUUUGGGUUCUAGUUUGACUCUUGAAAUAUAUGAAACCAAAGAUGACGGAACCAGAGAAACAACACCAAAAUUUCGUAUUCUCCAAGAGCCGCGAAGCUUGCUUAUCACCACAGGAGAACUCUACACGGAUUACCUUCACGGAAUCGCUGAGGUUCAUGAAGACGUGGACCUUGAUCAUAUCACAAUCGCAAAUUGGGACCUUCUUCGGUCACCAGAGAUAUACAAACAGGGGAAUUUUCAGCGCUCGACAAGGACAAGCCUCACUUACCGAGAUGUAAUCAAAGUAUCUAAGCUUGGGGCUAAGUUUUCCAUGUUUAAGGCACGUUAAACCUCCAUAUUAGUAGAUAUGUGGUAUCAUUCUCCAGCGACCAGCAAGCUUUUUGGAACCAAACUUCUCAGCAUACCAUUUUCUGGUGGAUUCAGCGGUGACGGCCAGAUUCGAUACCACAAAUGCGAGACCUGCGAGCACCGUUCCAUUCAAGAACUUUCCAUCAGGUGCGGCGGCAAUGGCAAUUGCAAGAUAUAUGAGACAUUCACAUGCAUAGUGUGGGGUGACCGUCGAUUUGAAGAACGGAUGUUGUGGAAGGCUGUACUUUUUCAGGCUGGCGAGAUGUUUGUGGCAGAUGUGCUGCACAAUAGAACCGUAAGCAAAGAGAGGGAUUGCAAUUGUUGUCCUGAUUGAGGGCCAGGAGAUCCUCAGUGAUUCAAAGGGCCUAGGUUGUUCCAAUGUUGCUGAAUGGAUUAGCUACCGAUGAAUAAUGAAGAGACUAGGACCUACGUAUCCCUUCAAUCCAGACCGCAAUACUAAUAAAGAAAUAAU
Hymenoscyphus albidus is the source of this 2453-nucleotide messenger RNA. NCBI's taxonomy places the organism in Eukaryota, Fungi, Ascomycota, Leotiomycetes, Helotiales, Helotiaceae. The record is from the annotation of a GenBank genome assembly.